This is a messenger RNA of Soboliphyme baturini, 1830 nucleotides long. NCBI's taxonomy places the organism in Eukaryota, Metazoa, Nematoda, Enoplea, Dioctophymatida, Soboliphymatidae. The record is from the annotation of a GenBank genome assembly.
AUGACGCAAGAUCACCGAAGUUUUUGGCAGAAGCUCCAUAGGAAGGAUCAGUUCCUAUUUAAGCCAGUUUCAUUGCGCAGAGGUAAUUCUGAUUCUGUCAAGAUCACCAAAGCAACUCCACAGAAGAGUCCAGGCGUUGAAUCCGCCAGCAUUAAAGCAAAACUGAAAUUGAAUCUGAAGAAAACUCAAGACUCGUCUGACGAGGAUGUGAAACAGAAUGUUCACAGAAGUUUCGCCCGCUCUUUUUAUGCUUUAGAUAGUAAUCAGUGCCGUGAUGACGCUGGCUUUACGGAUUGCCAUGAAACAGCUGCAGUGAACCCUCUGUACGAAGCUGCGUUAAACGUUCCAUAUCCUCUAUCAAGGAAAAUGGACUACAAAUGGAACUUGGCGCGGGUCGAAUUACCAGAAGAAAAAAGUUUUCGUCAAGGUUGGCGCCGCCGUAGUUCCAAAAGUUUUGCCUUACAGCCGUUGAUGCCAAUAUCCGUCUUCACCGGUUCCAACGCUGUGUACCGUGAGCCGUGCGAACAGAUCAGCACUGAGUUUUCGCGGGAAUCAGACAGCAUUGAAGCUAAAGGAGCGCAGUACCUGAAAGGCAGAGGCCGUCUAAAGCGGCACACCCUGCCCUCAAACGUAGCCGACGUUUCGUUGAACAAUGCUUACGUCGCAUGCCCCCGCAGGAAUUCGAAUUCGUUCGGACAGUGGUCACAGCUGGGAAGCAGUAAACGGUUCUUCAGUCCAUACCCUACUUCUGUAAGUCACGGAGUGGUCGGCGGUGAUAAUUUGGCCAUUAACAUGGCCAGUCUCCAUCGACUCGAACAACUUUACACCAAAGCCCUUAAAAUCCCACAGGUGGUUGAAACCGUUCCACUUCUUUCCACUGAAUGUGAAUUUCCGUCGCUGCUCAUCGAAGGAAAGGUUUCCGUCGAAAAACAGUUGAAGCAUACGAAUUUGUUGGGCGUUGGCGAUGCAGAUGUGUUGCAGAGAAAGUCACCAUCCACUCAAAGUCUCCAUACAGUAUCUGAAACCGAAGCUGAUACGCUUGGUACUGCAGAGAUGGUCACUGAACCUGAUUCCAAACCCGAAGUCCAUGCUGAUUUUACUUUCAAAUCACCUCCAAUCAUAGAUUUAAACGUCAGCAUAUGGUGCAGCACCUAUGAGCAGCAGGCCAGCACUUCAGGGAUGCACUUUAGUACUCCCAUUGGCAAACAGUCUUUUGAUGUGGCCAACAAACUGGACAAAAAUUUUCAGCUUUGUUUUGGGCAGUACUAUGCUCAUAUUCCUGAGACGUCUUUGCCAGUGUCAUGCUCACCAUAUUUCGUCUAUGGGUCGAUGAACCAUCUGGUGGAAAAGUUAAAGGCUGCCCUCGACCAUAUGGGAGUCGGUUAUGAGAAACACUCAGGACCGUUGAGUGAUGACAGUCACCCGCUGUACCGGGUUCAUCAUAUAUCGCUGCAAAACAAUGAAAACGUAUGUCUGAACGUAGGUUUCUCUCCAAGCGCAAUCUCCAAUUUUGGGGUGAAUGUGGACUUCUCAUAUGUCGAAGGUUACUACAGGAGUUACGAGGCGCUCUGCUGGCAAUUGUUGAACGAGUUAAAGUUACAGGAGAUGGAAGCAAAAGACGCCGUCGUUUAUAGCGAAAAGCAGAAGCUGCGGCGAACGGCACGUAGUUUGGUUCAUCAAUGGGAGAUGGUCGUAUGCCAGUACCUUAAUGAGCGAACUAGGCGGCCUGAUCACUCACCGCCAGAAAGAUUAAAUCAGGAGCCGGAAGGGCCGCGCUUGGAGGAAGAACGCUCGAAAUUCCGAACAACAGCCUCGCUGAUUCGUCGCUGA